This is a messenger RNA of Neoarthrinium moseri, 690 nucleotides long. RefSeq lists its product as uncharacterized. The record is from RefSeq and is a predicted model, not a curated record. The transcript has 2 exons. NCBI's taxonomy places the organism in Eukaryota, Fungi, Ascomycota, Sordariomycetes, Amphisphaeriales, Apiosporaceae. Bases 1 to 690 code for a protein of 229 amino acids.
AUGGACGAAUGCAUCAAUGGCGAAUCUCAACUCACUGUAGUUUUCAUGGAAGAGACACAUGGGAAUAUCAAGAUCUCGUGCAGAAGUUGCGCCUAUCAACGUCCUGGCAAUGCCCAGGUGCUUGUUUCCUUCCUAAUCAACGCCACGCCGCCUUGGCAGGCUCCUAAUGGGACGGCAUAUGAGCCCUUGGCGAACAAUGUCAUUGUUUCGGAAUUAUCAAACGGCACGCUCACCCGCUCUCAGGGCUACAGGGCGGUCGAAUCCUACACCACGAUGACUGCUCGUGAUGGCACGCAAAGCUCAAGUACCUUUCCGGCAACGAGGUCAGCGCGUGAUCAGUUGUUGGCUUUCGUACCCACGAAUGGGCAAGCGGUCAGUCCUGAUUGUCGGGACUGGCCCUCGUGGUCGAGCAUGGAUCCUGCCCUGGACAGGCUCCCCGCCGAUGCUCCUCCAGCCGUCGACGCGGACCUGCAUGCAAGUCAUUGGUGGGAAUUUGGUAGCAUUGGCAGCUCUUCCAGUGCCGAUUAUGUUAUCAGGCUCGCGGUACGGUUCAAGAAGGCACCAGAGGUGCGAGACGAUGUUGCAAAAAGCCAAGGUUUCGUGAUCUUUAUAUUCCUGGGUUCGACCAAUAUGCGCACGGCCAUACUGGUGCUCACGUUGGCACCACGCCAUCUGCUGGUUUCCGAUUGA